AUAGGUGUCUGGUAAAGCUAGCCCACUGGCGCCACGGAAAAUAGGAAUGUGGCGAAAAGACAACCGUAACAAACGCAUGCUUGUUUAGUAUGUACACUUGGUAUUCAACAGUUAACAGUUCUCUCCUAACACUCAGCAUUACAAUCGACUUUUGUGUACAUUUGGAAUAAUUUGAACGUUGUUGAUCUUACAUUGUUUUAAAGAAGAUAACCAGCUAUCCUCAUCCAUAGACCAGAUUAUCUUCAUCAGCAAACCACACAACACACCGAUCUACUUAAGUCAGAUAAUACAUUUCAACUACUGUUAUCAGACGUAAGAAAUUUUUGGGCUACUUGAUGUAAGAUUUGCUAGUGCCAUCCAGUUUAUCUUUUUACUCGAUGGUGUUGUGCUACCAGAAACAACUGAUCCUUCUAUUUAGUGGAUGCUGCAAUAACAACUACUAUUACUGGUGAUGCUGUGUACUACAACUACUACUACAGAUAUGAUUAUGGUCAUUAAUCAUUAACUAUUUACCUAACCGAUGUUAGUGACCUUUUACAUAAGACUUAUGUUUUCAUAUUUACAGUGAAUCAAGAUUGUUCUGUUUAUGAAAAUAGAUUGAUACAUUAAUUACUGUGUUUGCGUAAAGAUCUUCUCGUCGAGAGACAGAUCAAACGGAGUUUCCUGAAGUAGAAAUUAUUUUAACUUGUGACAUUCGCAUCUUCAAGAAUUAAAUAUGGAAUUACCUGCGGAGCAACAACAUGGCGGCGCAUGGCUCCGUCCCGACCCUUCCAGAUUGGGCAAUGGCUUUGACUCCGCUACACCGGGGAUGCUGCCCUCUGAAGACAUUAGUGACAUGUUUUUUCCUCAUAGUUUGGACAGUAAUACAAGUCAUAUGAAUCCAGCCAGUUAUUAUUCAUCUCAGAGUCGAGCUAUGCACAGUUAUAGAGGUUCUCAUGGCAGUUCACAAGUUUGUCGACCACAUUUCCCCUCUCCUCUUCACCCGUGGAUCUCAGAAGCUAAGCCAGUUGUACCCCAUGCUCACUCGAGUUGGAUAAACCAUUUUAACAGCAAAUCCCUCAGUCACCCUAGUCCAACAGCUCCUCUUACAGUUCACCCUUCAUCCUCAGUCGGCACUACCAACAGUUUUAGUUUCCCACCAACACCUCCCAAAGAUGGUACCCCUGAUGCAACAGCUGCAGCAACGGCAAACUCUGAAUUCUCUCCCGAAAACAAACCGGCCAAAACAAGCGAGGACAACACAUUAUUAACAUCGUAUCCUAUCUCAUCAUCAGCCCAGUUUAAAUCCAAUGAAGAUGGACUCUCUCUUCUAUCCUCCUACCCCAGUGCACCAUCAUCACACCCCUUCUCUUCCUACCCCCCGUAUAUGACCGGAUCUGACUAUUCAGGAGGAGCACUAGGGUUCCACCCAGCUGGUGUGUAUCGAGCAUCAUCAUCUUUGUCAUCACGUGCACGAACAAAGACAAGGUCUAGUACAGAAGGAAGAGAGUGUGUAAACUGUGGGGCGACUUCCACGCCAUUAUGGCGUCGGGAUGGAACUGGUCAUUAUCUAUGUAAUGCAUGCGGUCUUUACCAUAAAAUGAACGGCUCUAAUAGACCUCUUAUCAAACCCAAACGAAGACUGUCGGCGGCAAGACGAGCAGGUACGAGCUGUUCUAACUGCGGUACAUCAACAACUACGUUAUGGAGACGUAAUCAUAAUGGCGAUCCCGUUUGUAACGCUUGUGGGUUAUACUACAAACUACAUAAUAUUAAUCGUCCCCUCACCAUGAAGAAAGAUGGCAUCCAAACCAGAAAUCGCAAGAUGUCGACUAAAUCAAAGAAAGGCAAGAAAGGAAUGAACUGUAUGUCUGAUUUCUUGAAACCAUUAGACAAACAAUUCGGUGGAUUUGGAUCACCUAACUUCAACCACGCGAUGCAUGCGCCCAUGCCCGCAUAUAAUUACAUGACAGGCGGAGGUUCUUUUGGUGGAGGGUUUAUGUCGUCUGGCGGGCAUCCUGGACAGAUGAUGGGAAGCUUGUCUUCAGGUUUCAACAAUUUCCCUACAUCAGGCUCAUUUAGUUCCUCCUUCAGCAGUAUACCGAGCAUACCAUCGUCAGGUCUUAACCUAUCCACAGCAACUAAUAUGGUGGGAGCCGCCAUGGCAUAAUGAGUGACGUCAUAUUAUUCAAACCAGGUCAAAAACACAAUCAAAAACCUCAAACGAAACGCAGUGUUGAACUGUGGCGAUUAGAAUGUUUUGUUUUGGUAUCUACAAAAACAUGCACAAGGUCCUAUCCUUGGUGAGUGCUCUUCAAUCAGACCUUAUCAUCGUACUACAGGAAGCAAGUGAGCUACUUGAAACUCUUCAAGACAAGUAAACUCAAGGAGACUCGGGAUCACGGUAUACCCGACUGUGCUACAAGUUUUCAUUUCACUCAAGUGAAUUGGUCUGGGCUUCGUGCUAAAAAUUUUGAUUUUCGCCUGUCGCCAAAAAUUUCGCCAACGUGAGCACUGACUGUAAAUGUGUGACAGUCACACAGCAGUUAGAAGGAAAUGUGUACAAUUUACAUUUGAAGCGCAAAGUGCAAGUGAACGCACAAUACGAGUGUGUUUACAGAUUGUUGUUAAUACGUAUAAAAAAAAGUUGUACAUGUUUUCUAUGAUCUAAAAUAUUGUAGCACGGCAUACAUGUUUGUGCUAAAUGAAAUAUUUAUUAUGGAAUGACAUCAGUGACACUAUUUCUAAUAAACUACCAUAGACACUGUGGGCAUUACAAACCUAAACUUGUGUAUAUAAAUAUGAGGGAUUUUGAAACAGUGCGUAAAAGGAACUGGGGGCUUGGAAUGUGCUGAGGUUUAUUUCCUCUCUUCUAUUCUAUGUCACUUGUGUAUUUUGAAGUAAAAUAAAAUAAAAAUAAUACUCGAAAUGAUCCUAUAAGUAUUUAAAUGUGAUGAACAAUGUUGAUAUAGUGCACCUUUAUGAAUGUCACAUCUUGAAUAUCAUAUUAUUAAUAUAUAAUGUAUACUAGUAUACAGUCAAAGACUGUUAAUGUGUACAUUGAAGAUUUCAGUUUAUAUUUUCCAAAAUAUUUUUGGGAAAGAAGACUAAAUAAAGCAAUGACUUUGAAUUAUAAUAAAAUUCUCAUUAUAAUCAUAUAUAUAUAAAGGUGUUGCAGGACUUGGCUUGUCUCCACAGGGUAUGAAAUAUUAACGUACCUCAUUAAUCCUGAUGAGAUUGAAAAUAUCAUUGUUAAAGAAUACCCACCUUCAAGAUACGCUCGCUGGUCAUUGUCAGAUUGUUGUAAAUUUUUCUCCUUCCUGGAGUUUGUUUAUAUAUUAAUAUUAUCAUUAUUUAUACGGUUGUACAUUGUUUUGUUUUUUUUUUCAAAUGAAAUGACACAAGGGUAUAUUUUAAAUGUAUAUUUCUUUUUUCCCUCAAUAUAAUUCUAGUCUAUUGACGUAAAAAGCAUUAUUAUAAUUAUCUAUAAUAUUUAUGUGACGUUUCCUUUUAUUUGAAUGGAAUAAAUUUAAACAAUUUAAUCUAAUAACAUAAAUAAUCUUAUAACAUACAUUGAGAUAAUUGUAAUGGCCAUACGAUGGGGUCGAAAUCUCUACGCAAUAAAUGAAAUGUUUUUCAUAUAAUGUUUGAAAUGAAAUAUAAUCACUAAAAUUAAAUGUUGACAUUUUAAAUGUAACAUUAUACUAGUUCUAUGAUAAAAUAAAACUGUAUAAUUAUUAAUAAUUACAUUCGUCUCGGAAAACAAACGGGAGGUGAAUUUUGUAACUGCCUUUGUAAAAUGUAAAAACCGGAUUCAUUAAGGUCACGAAACGAAUAUAAUAUGAAGUAGUGAACUUUUUUUCAUAGCUGUCAGCAAAAAAAUAAAACCCAACAAAAAACACACACAUAGAAAACACAGAAAAAAGUGGAUUGCUUUUGGGUUUGUAAGAAUAUUUUCUGUUUUACAAAUACUUGUAAACAGACAGAGAACACUUUGGCAAUACAUCACGCGAAACUGUUUACUUUACUCAAGUACAAAGAUACAAUUUUAGAUACCAUUACCCUCUUGGGUAUGGCUUGGUUGGUGCAAAGAGAAUAAAUAUAGAAUAUAUAGAUAUUUAACUUUACGGACGUCUUUUGUAAAUAUUUAUUAUAAAUCAAUCCAUUAUUGUUUUUAGAAAUGGAAGGACGAGCGUUAUAAGUGUGUCGAUUUUAAUCUCUCGAUUGUCAAGGCUGCUAGUAUCUUAAGGCAUUAGUGAAAGUCGUUAGAGAUGAUGAAAGACGAACACUUAGACGUUUCUGUCAAAUAAAAUGUAUUUUGUAUAUAUUAUACAUUGUAUUAUUAUUUCUGCUCAAAUUUUAUGUACAGAUAUUAAACAUAUCGGCAAUAAAACAGUGAAUGGCA
Messenger RNA from Patella vulgata (common limpet), 4384 nucleotides. RefSeq names its product transcription factor GATA-3. The transcript is spliced from 6 exons. The coding region runs from base 716 to 2149 and encodes 477 amino acids. The record is from RefSeq and is a predicted model, not a curated record. Gene Ontology annotation, biological process: positive regulation of transcription by RNA polymerase II; cell fate commitment; negative regulation of transcription by RNA polymerase II. Gene Ontology annotation, cellular component: nucleus. Gene Ontology annotation, molecular function: DNA-binding transcription factor activity, RNA polymerase II-specific; RNA polymerase II cis-regulatory region sequence-specific DNA binding; zinc ion binding. Lineage: Eukaryota; Metazoa; Mollusca; Gastropoda; Patellidae.